GCGAGGGCGCGCUGGGCGGAUUCGAAGAGCGCCGCGGCGGUUGGCGAAGCGGACCCGGCGCAGCCUCCUCGGUGCCGGGAACGGUCCCCGCUGACAGAUCCCCUUCUUCCGGCCGCGCCACCCCGGAGGCGGGUCUCCGGGUCCCGAGGCGGCUUCCUCCGCCCGGCUCUCCCGCCCUCCCUCGCUCUCCGCGGGUCGACCGAGCGGCCUCUGAGGAGGAGGAGGUCGUCGGGGGCGGCGGGCGGAGACCGCGCUCCCCCUUCCCCGGCGGCGGCGGCGGGGCAGGACAAUGGAGGUGGCUGUGGAGAAGGCAGCGGCGGCCGCGGCUCCGGCGGCGGCCGCCGGGGGGCCCUCGGCGGCGCCGAGCGGGGAGAACGAGGCCGAAAGUCGGCAGGGCCCGGACUCGGAGCGCGGCAGCGAGGCGGCCCGGCUCAACCUGUUGGACACUUGCGCCGUGUGCCACCAGAACAUCCAGAGCCGGGCGCCCAAGCUGCUGCCCUGCCUGCACUCCUUCUGCCAGCGCUGCCUGCCCGCGCCCCAGCGCUACCUCAUGUUGCCGGCGCCCAUGCUGGGCUCGGCCGAGACCCCGCCGCCCGUCCCCGCCCCCGGCUCGCCGGUCAGCGGCUCCUCGCCGUUCGCCACCCAAGUUGGAGUCAUUCGAUGCCCAGUUUGCAGCCAAGAGUGUGCAGAGAGACACAUCAUAGAUAAUUUUUUUGUCAAGGAUACUACUGAGGUUCCCAGCAGUACAGUAGAAAAGUCUAAUCAGGUGUGUACAAGCUGUGAGGACAAUGCAGAAGCUAAUGGGUUUUGUGUAGAGUGUGUUGAAUGGCUCUGCAAGACAUGUAUUAGAGCUCACCAAAGGGUGAAGUUCACGAAAGACCACACUGUCAGACAGAAAGAGGAAGUAUCUCCAGAGGCAGUGGGCGUGACCAGCCAACGACCAGUGUUUUGUCCUUUUCAUAAAAAGGAGCAGUUGAAGCUUUAUUGUGAAACAUGUGACAAACUGACAUGUCGGGACUGUCAGCUGCUAGAACACAAGGAGCAUAGAUAUCAAUUUAUAGAAGAAGCUUUUCAAAAUCAGAAAGUGAUCAUAGAUACACUAAUCACCAAACUGAUGGAAAAAACAAAAUACAUUAAAUAUACAGGAAAUCAGAUCCAAAACAGAAUAAUUGAAGUAAAUCAAAACCAAAAGCAGGUGGAGCAGGAUAUCAAAGUUGCUAUCUUUACAUUGAUGGUAGAAAUAAAUAAAAAAGGAAAAGCUCUGCUGCAUCAGCUGGAGAGCCUUGCAAAGGACCAUCGCAUGAAACUUAUGCAACAACAACAGGAAGUGGCUGGACUUUCUAAGCAGUUGGAACAUGUCAUGCAUUUUUCUAAAUGGGCAGUUUCCAGUGGCAGCAGUACAGCAUUACUUUAUAGCAAGCGACUGAUUACAUACCGGUUACGGCACCUCCUUCGUGCACGGUGUGAUGCUUCCCCAGUGACCAACAACACUAUCCAGUUUCACUGUGAUCCUAGUUUCUGGGCCCAAAAUAUUAUCAACUUAGGUUCUUUAGUAAUCGAGGAUAAAGAGAGUCAACCACAAAUGCCUAAGCAGAAUCCUGUCGUGGAACAGAAUUCACAGCCACCAGGUGGUUUAUCUUCAAACCAGUUAUCCAAGUUUCCAACACAGAUCAGCCUAGCUCAAUUACGACUCCAGCAUAUGCAGCAACAGGUAAUGGCUCAGAGGCAACAGGUGCAACGGAGGCCAGCACCUGUGGGUUUACCAAACCCUAGAAUGCAGGGGCCCAUCCAGCAACCUUCCAUCUCUCAUCAGCAACCCCCACCUCCACGUUUGAUAAACUUUCAGAAUCACAGCCCUAAACCUAAUGGACCAGUUCUUCCCCCUCAUCCUCAACAGCUGAGGUACCCACCAACCCAGAAUAUUCCACGACCAGCAGUAAAGCCCAACCCUCUGCAGAUGGCUUUCUUGGCUCAACAAGCCAUAAAACAGUGGCAGAUCAGCAGUGGGCAGGCCACUCCAUCAACUGCCAGCAGCACAUCCUCCACUCCCUCCAGCCCUACCAUCACUAGUGCAGCAGGAUAUGAUGGAAAGACUUUUGGUUCACCCAUGAUCGAUUUGAGCUCACCAGUGGGAGGUUCUUAUAAUCUUCCUUCUCUUCCAGAUAUUGAUUGUUCAAGUACUAUUAUGCUGGACAAUAUUGUGAGGAAAGACACUAGCAUAGAUCAUGGCCAACCAAGACCACCCUCAAACAGAACCGUGCAGUCACCAAAUUCAUCAGUGCCAUCUCCAGGCCUUGCAGGACCUGUUACUAUGACUAGUGUCCACCCCCCAAUACGUUCACCUAGUGCCUCCAGCGUUGGGAGCCGAGGAAGCUCUGGCUCCUCCAGCAAACCAGCAGGAGCUGAUUCUACACACAAAGUCCCAGUGGUCAUGUUGGAGCCAAUCCGAAUAAAACAAGAAAACAGUGGACCACCUGAAAAUUAUGAUUUUCCUGUUGUUAUAGUGAAACAAGAAUCAGAUGAAGAAUCUAGGCCUCAAAAUACCAACUAUCCAAGAAGCAUACUUACUUCCCUGCUCUUAAAUAGCAGUCAGAACUCUGCUUCUGAGGAAACUGUGCUAAGAUCCGAUGCCCCUGACAGCACAGGAGAUCAGCCUGGACUCCACCAGGAAAAUUCCUCAAAUGGGAAGUCCGAGUGGUCAGAUGCCUCCCAGAAGUCACCUCUUCAUGUUGGAGAGACGAGGAAGGAGGAUGACCCCAAUGAGGACUGGUGUGCAGUUUGUCAAAACGGAGGGGAACUCCUGUGUUGUGAGAAGUGUCCUAAAGUGUUCCAUCUUUCUUGUCAUGUGCCCACAUUGACACACUUUCCAAGUGGAGAGUGGAUUUGUACUUUCUGCCGAGACUUAUCUAAGCCAGAAGUUGAAUAUGAUUGUGAUGCUCCCAGUCACAACUCAGAAAAAAGGAAAACUGAAGGCCUUGUUAAAUUAACACCAAUAGAUAAAAGGAAGUGUGAACGCCUCCUUUUAUUUCUUUACUGUCAUGAGAUGAGUCUGGCUUUUCAAGACCCUGUUCCUCUAACUGUGCCUGAUUAUUACAAAAUAAUUAAAAAUCCAAUGGACUUGUCAACUAUCAAGAAAAGACUUCAAGAAGAUUAUUUCAUGUACACAAAACCUGAAGAUUUUGUAGCUGAUUUUAGACUGAUCUUUCAGAACUGCGCGGAAUUCAAUGAGCCUGACUCAGAAGUAGCCAAUGCCGGUAUAAAACUUGAAAGCUAUUUUGAAGAACUUCUAAAGAACCUUUAUCCAGAAAAAAGGUUUCCUAAACUAGAAUUCAGGAAUGAAUCAGAAGAUAAUAAAUUUAGUGAUGAUUCAGAUGAUGACUUUGUACAGCCCCGGAAGAAGCGUCUCAAAAGCAUCGAGGAACGCCAGUUGCUUAAAUAAACAGCACCAUUGGCAUAUGCUUGUUUUUAGAUUUUUUUUUUUGUUUGUUUUCAAAAAAAACAUUUUGUCAGUAAUUUAACAUCGAUACAAAGAAGAGUUUGUGAGCUCUCUGAUCUGUUUUUGACAUUUACUAGACUUUGAUUUCUUUAAUAACCCAUUUCUUUUAACCUCAUUAAAAAGAAGGAAAUGAAUGGGAAAAAAAAUGAAAGAAAGGAGGGGAGGUAGAAAGGAUGGUAGAAGAAAAGGAAGAAAGUAAGAAGCAUCAACAAUAAAAUAAAGAGACAUUCCUCCCACUUCUUGAAUUUCAGAACCACAAUUUGGAGCAAUAGCUACUAUAGAAGGGAAAUAGACUUUGUAUGAACUCUGAGUUAAAAUUUUAAUGUGGAUUGGAUGUGUGCGUUAAUCUGUUUAUAGAAGUUAAUGCCACUACCCAUUAAUUAUGGCCCAACCUAAGAGCUAGGUUUAUUGUACUUAAAAGCAGUGCUCCCCAAACAUGAGUGGUAAGGAUCUUUCCCAGGAUGCCAACUGGUGCAAUGAAAGGGUAGAUUAGCUGCUAUUACAAAGGCACCUAAUGGUAUAUCUUGUAAGAUGGCAACUGUAUUAAAGAAAAAUCAGGAAAACAAACGUUUGGUUUUUGUUUUCGUUUUUAUCUUGUUUAUAGAGGUGUUUGGUGUAGCAGGUAUUCAAGGCCAUUUACAUUUCUAGAUCUAGAUUUUCUUUAGCUUUCUCCCCUAAAGGAAGUAAGUGUGCACAUGUUUGGUCUUGCUGUGUGUCUAUGUGUGGUUGGUUGGUUUUUUUAAUUGUGCAGAUGUCCGUUUAUAACAAUCCUCAUUGUUUUCAAUAUGGCUUUUAGUGGAACUAUUCAAAAUAUAAAAUACAGCUGGGCACAUCAUAUUCGAUUUGAGGUUUCUUCAACAUAUGUCCUCUCGGGCACUAAAAAAGUUCCCCUGAAAGGGACUAGUUGUUAUGGUUUUCUUCAGUCUUUAAAAUGAAAACGUGUUGUGAGAUUUGAGAGCAGGUAUGUGGGGGAAAUUAGAGUGAAAAUAUUUUUUUCUGGUGCAUCUAUUUACUGGUUUUUUUUGUUUGUUUGUUUGUUUUGUUUUUUAAGAAUAAGAAUCAGAACCCCAAAUUUCAUCCUUGAUCUGACUUAACCAGAAUUUCUUUUUCAUUCUGAUCGAGAUACGAAAGAUCUGUAUUCUAAGAACAGGCAUGUUGUUAACAGGUCAACCCAGCUAGUUUAAUAUCCAUUUAUUCAUUAUGUGUUCAGUGUUUUUUUAGGACCAGAUGAACUGUCAAGGAAAUUAGGUUAAGAAGAAAAUUGCUUUGCCAUAUACUAAUCCAACAUUUGACUAAAUACUUACAGGUGGAUAUUUUUAGUUUACCAGAGUAAACCUUUAUUAAUAAGACACUACAAUUAACAUCUGGAGGAACUGUUUCUUUUUAGGAAGACAGAAUAAAAGUACAGUUAACUCGAAUUCUGUGGUUGUAUUACCUCCCAUGAAUUAAAAUAGAGGAUUUGGUUUUAUCCACAUGACCUUAUUUCUUGAAAUGGAAAAUUUGAAAAUAUUCUGUGGGUAAUUCAUUGGAUUUUCAGGUAUUUCUGAAGAUAAAAUAUAAGGAGAAAAUACCUAUUAGCAAUAGUUUCCCAUUUUCUAUAUAGACUUAGGUCUUAUCCAUAAUAUAUUAAUAAUGUAUUGUUAAAAAGUUUUAAUCAUUUUUCCAAAAACGUGAUAUAUGGUGGUGUUUGUUAUUGUGUUGUUUUGAAUAUGCAUUUGACAUUUGUUCACCUAUUAGUAUGUGAACAAAUUUUGAUAAUACAUAGACCUUUUUGUCUGUUUUUACUCCAGUAUUUUUAGCCCAGCAGCUAUAAGAGCUUUUGCUAACACAUUUAUUAUUGGUAUCUUAGAAUACUGCUCUUCUGGUAGUUUGUUCUCCCACACUUGUCUUAUUUGUCUUCUUAGUUUAAACAGAGCAAUACAGGUAGAAUUAUCACUAAGGGAGGUAGGGCUUAAGAGAGAAAAAAAUAUAAUUUCCUAAAUUUAUCUGAGCCAGAAUUUCUACUAAUGUAUCCCAAACUGUCAUUAUAUUCAGUGCCAUAUUAACCUUUUAAAACAGUAUUUCUUUUUCACUGUUACCAUCUUUUGCUGAAUGAAAAGCAGUUGAGAACCAUCUUUCCUGUAAUCAUAUAAUAAUAUAAAUUAUAUUAAAAGCAAAUGUCUUGGUUUCUCUCUCCUAUUAACCCUUUCGUAGUGGUCUCUUAAGUCCUGUGACCUUAUUUAACAAGUGCCUAUGUGCUCAGGUGGAUCCCAACUAAAUAGUUCUUAAAUUCUAUUCUAAUGAAAGCUAGAAAAUAGAGGCCUCACGCUAUCCCAUACUCAUUUUGAAAGCACCCUCCCCCCCAAAAAAAUAUUCAGUGUUAAACUUUUACACUCCAGUAUGUACCUAUGACCAAAAUCUCCGGGACACUUUCCUCAGGAUUUUAAACUAAGAGCCCAGUAACCUAGCUGCAGAACCCCAUUGCUGAAUGUGAUCGCAACUUUAGCCACAGCCAUAAAUGAACAGACCUUAUCGGAAUUGGGACUUCAAGAGUUUCAACUCAGUUGCUUUCCAGGUGCUAAGGAUCUCAUCUUUCUGGCAGUAGGAAACCCAAGGACACAGUUGAGACUCAUAUAGCUAUGACAGACAUAUAAAGGACUAAGAUAAACCAUGUUAAAGGCAAAAUAUAUCUUUACAUCAGAUUCUGGCAGUGCGAGCCUUUUGUCCUUUUAAUUAACAAGCUCUGCUUUUCUGAACGGGCACAGGAAAGUGGAACAUGUUGGAAGAAAAGGAACUGCCCUCUUCCCAUGGUAAUUGUACUUUAUUUUCCAACCUAAAGAACAGACUUUGUUUUACUACCACACAAUAGCAUAUAGCUUAGGAAAGUUUUCAACAAGGUUAACUCCACAGUCCAAUUGCUCCAUUUGUGAAUUUACAUUUCAAAGUCCUCUGCUGUUCCAGUGCUUCUAAAUUUGACCUUUCUCAGAAUCUGAAAGGAGGAACUCUUCCUCCUAUUGAGACCUGAUCCAAAUUAAUGUGAAGCCCAAAAGUAAGUUACUGUAUGUGAAUGAAAGGUUUUUAGGUUUAACUGAAGAUGUACUCAAUUUCUAUUUAUCCAUAUGAAUGAGUGAAAUCAAAUGAUCUGAUUAGCCAUUAAAAUUAUGAACAUGACCUUGAGUUCAUCCAUCUGAUUUAUCAAGCUCCUUCUUUCAAAUAACCACAUACAUAUUUUACUACAUAAAUUAAUAGUUGAUGGCUUUACAAACGUGUAUUGCACCUUCAUCUUGGAUGGACAUUACUGAGUCAUAAUCCACAUGCAGGUAAUUCAUGUUCCUGAGA
Molecule: messenger RNA, 6814 nt
Organism: Sciurus carolinensis (gray squirrel)
Lineage: Eukaryota; Metazoa; Chordata; Mammalia; Rodentia; Sciuridae
Gene: Trim24
Product: tripartite motif containing 24
Exons: 19
Coding region: 290-3439 (1049 amino acids)
Molecular function (GO): protein binding; zinc ion binding
Source: RefSeq, a predicted model, not a curated record